AUGAAGCUGUUGGUCUUGCUCUUACUUCCUGCAUUCGUGAUGAGCCUGGGAGUACAGUAAGUAAACAAUACUACCACAAAGUAACACUAAUUUAGCGAUAGAUGUUUGGCAGGCUUUGCGACCAUGUCUACUAUCUUAGACAAGUACAUCAAGAACGAGGAACUACGACACAAGUGCGUCCGGUACUUUGACGAUGGAUUGCGAAGACGAGUAAGUAUUAGAACUUAAUUUUGUCAUCGUGUACUAACAAAACAAUUUUCUGUGUAUGCAUAUUUUAAUAAAUACCGUUGAUAUAUUAAAGGUAUAUUGUGUAUAAUUAAUUUCUUUAUUUUUAUUCUUUUACAGUGCACACGCUUCGACAAUUGUCAUAACCCAUGUAUAAUGCAGGCAUUAAUGUGCAUCAGAUACCAGUACGCUACUGAGAGAAUGGUCUUGGUUGGCAGCGAAUGUUGUACAAAAUGUUCUAAUUAA
This is a messenger RNA of Bursaphelenchus okinawaensis, 471 nucleotides long. NCBI's taxonomy places the organism in Eukaryota, Metazoa, Nematoda, Chromadorea, Rhabditida, Aphelenchoididae. The record is from the annotation of a GenBank genome assembly.